UCUCUCUCAACCAUCAUUGGCGAAAGUUAAGAAUCUAUCUGAGCUCUCUACACACCACUCUCCUCUCCCCUCUGUUUAAGACCUUUUGGUUUUCUUCUCCAAUGUUGUUUUCAGCAAAUCAUCAGAGAAACAAUAGAGUCUCUGCUACGAGCAAGAACAAGACUCUCAACAAAGUUUCUUCCAUUUCAUCCUCAUCAUCUCCUUCACACCCACAAGACUCUCAAUCCCAAAAGAAAUCUCUAGUCACCAUGGAAGAUGUUUGGAAAGAUAUCAACCUUGGUUCCAUCCACAGCCAACAUCCACGAGGCAACCAUGAGCCAAGGUUCGGGAGCCACAACCACCAUAACCAAAACUCUAACUCUAUCUUCCAAGAUUUUCUCAACAGGCCUUUGAACCAGGAACCAACAAUACCCACCAGCCUCACCAUAAGUUCUUCCUCUAAUGGAGAUACCACCACUGUCACUGCUCUCUUGAGCAGCUCUCCUUUGGAACCUCCUGCAACUGUUCUGAGCUUGAAUUCUGGAGCCGGCUUUGAGUUUCUUGAUAACCAAGAUCCUCUUGUUACCCCUAACUAUAAUCUGCAUAGCCACAAUCACCUCACAAACAUUCCUUCAUUCAACACGUCUUUUGAGGCUCUGGAUACACCGACUUGUUUUGGAAAGAAAAGAGGCCAAGAGUCUAAUGAAGAAGGUUCAGGGAACCGAAGAAAUAAGCGUAUGAUCAAGAACAGAGAAUCUGCUGCUCGUUCAAGAGCUAGGAAACAGGCUUAUACAAACGAGUUAGAGCUUAAAGUUGCUCACCUAAAGGCAGAAAAUGCAAGACUCAUGAGACAACAAGAUCAGGUGAAAAUAGAGGCAGAAAAUCAGCAACCCAAAAAGAACACACUCCAACGGGCUUCCACAGCACCAUUUUGAGAAUUCUACAAGCCCUUAUUUCUCAUUUGGGGAUUGAGAGAAAAAUGGAAAAGUUUGUACCUAUUUUAUUAGCUAUAAGUAUAACUAAGCUAAAUUUGUAGAACCUCAAAAGAUCUUGCAUGGUAAAAAAAGAAAAACCUAUGAAGAGAAAAGGAUCUUUCCAUUUCCUGAGGCACAGGAACACCUGUGGUGGGUCUGGUCUCUCUUCUCUUGUUCUUGUCAUUUU
This is a messenger RNA of Brassica oleracea var. oleracea, 1140 nucleotides long. RefSeq names its product protein FD-like. Gene Ontology annotation, cellular component: nucleus. Gene Ontology annotation, molecular function: DNA-binding transcription factor activity. Gene Ontology annotation, biological process: positive regulation of DNA-templated transcription. The transcript is spliced from 3 exons. The coding region runs from base 102 to 914 and encodes 270 amino acids. The record is from RefSeq and is a predicted model, not a curated record. Lineage: Eukaryota; Viridiplantae; Streptophyta; Magnoliopsida; Brassicales; Brassicaceae.